CACUUCUUUCCUAUCACAUCACAUAUUAUAUUUCUUAAUUCUGAUCUUCUCAUAAUUUCUCUCUUAAUCUCUCAAUUAACUAGCUGAAGAUGAAAAUGUGUUAUCAUAUCUUUCUUGGAUGACAGAGUCUCGAGGUCUUUCCAUAGUGAUCACCCUAGUGUUCGUGCUUAUUAUCAGAAGUAGCAGCAGCACUCAUGAAUAUGACCAGUGCGGAGAAUCAUCUUGUGGCCCUGACCAACCGCUUAUUAGAUUCCCGUUUCAACUCAUCAAGGGGACGAAAGAUCAUAGUUGUAGUGAUCCCAUGUUUUGCCUAUACUGUAGUAAAAAUUCUGAGACAACUUUUGUACUCCCUACCUCUUCAGGACCAAUUCAAUUCCUUGUCAGGCACAUAGACUACGAUAUCCAGGAAAUUGAUGUCUCUGACCCUGAAAAUUGCCUCCCCAGCAAGUUUCUAAAACUCAACAAUUCAUCUUUCCAACCUUACCGAUUGGACAUGCACUCCUCAGAAACAAAAACCUCCUUCUUCAACUGCUCUUCACAAGAUAUGAUCUCCUGCCCCAUUUACGCUUCUGGUUAUUUCGACAGUGUCCUCAAAUUGGACCUUGUAUCCUGUACCAAGAUGUUUGAUGUCACUGCUUCAGUCAACUCAGUUUACCUGCAGUUUAAUUUAUUGAGAAUGAUGUGGUCCAAGCCAAAUUGUACCAAGUGCGAAGCAAUGGGAAAAAAAUGCAGAUGGAAGAACAACAGCACAGACGGCGAAAUUUGUUUUCACUGUAAUGGCAAAUCAAUCCAGAUUCCAAGAUCUUUUAUUUUCUCUGCUACAGGUUCAAUUGCUUCGGGUCUGGUGUUAAUUGUGGCCUUUAAGAUCCACCGUUGUUAUAGAAAGAAGGAAGAGGAUCAAGCAAGAGUGGAGAAAUUUUUAGAGGAUUACAGGGCAGAGAAGCCUGCGAGAUUCUCCUAUGCUGAUAUAAAAAGAAUCACCAAUGGUUUUAAGGAAAAGCUAGGGGAUGGAGCUCAUGGAACAGUAUUCCAAGGAAAACUCUCCAAUGAAAUUCCGGUGGCGGUGAAGAAGCUCAACAACAAUUCAAUGAAAGAAGAAGGGAAAGAGUUCAUCAGUGAAGUGGAAAUCAUGGGCAAAAUCCACCACAUCAAUGUCGCGUGUUUGCUCGGCUUCUGUGCAGAGGGAGUUCACCGUGCUCUCAUCUACAACUUGUUUCCAAAUGGUUCCUUACAGAAUUUCAUAUUCCCACCUGAUGAUAAAGAUCAUUUCCUUGGCUGGGAAAAGCUGCAACAUAUCGGUCUCGGUAUAGCGAAAGGGAUUGAGUAUCUCCAUCAUGGUUGCCAUCAUCCAAUCCUUCACUUUGACAUCAACCCUCACAAUGUUUUGCUAGAUGACAAGUUCACUCCAAAAAUUACUGAUUUUGGUCUAGCAAAAUUGUGUUCCAAGAAUGUUAGCGCGGUGUCCAUGACAGCUGCAAGGGGAACAUUGGGAUACAUGGCACCCGAAGUUUUCUCCAGAAACUUCGGAAAUGUGUCUUUUAAGUCUGAUGUUUACAGUUAUGGGAUGUUGUUGCUGGAAAUGGUAGGAGGGAGGAAGAACAUAGACACUUUAUCUACGGAAACUUUCCAAGUUCUGUAUCCAGAAUGGAUCCAUAGGUUAUUGGAAGGAGAUAUUCAUAUCCAUAUUGAGGAGGAUUGCGAUGUGAAAAUUGCAAAGAAACUUGCUAUUGUUGGACUAUGGUGCAUUCAGUGGCAGCCGACAAAUCGUCCAUCCAUAAAAGCAGUCAUACAAAUGCUGGAGACCAGAGAGGAAGACCAGCUAACAGUGCCUCCUAAUCCAUUUCAUUCAACUACUUCCACCCCUACUAGCACUUCCGCAACACGACCUUUUCAAAUGGAAGUGAUUCAGGAAUGAGAGAUACGGAUUAAUAUUAUGUUGUGUAGGGGCUGAUUCAGUUGAAGAAGUUAUGAAAGCAUUGUGUUGUUACUUUGAUAGAGGACUGCCAAUUAUAUAUGUCUAAAUGCUUCAUUAUAUGGUUUUCAUUUGUGGAGUUUGUGAGUAUUUUAUUCAGUCAUUUGUAAUCAUUGUACAUUUUCAUUUCACAUGUAUCAUGAGGGUUUUAAUUAAGAUUUUGAAUGGA
Messenger RNA from Lotus japonicus, 2141 nucleotides. Its product is annotated as rust resistance kinase Lr10-like. Gene Ontology annotation, molecular function: protein kinase activity; ATP binding; polysaccharide binding. Bases 119 to 1915 code for a protein of 598 amino acids. Gene Ontology annotation, biological process: protein phosphorylation. NCBI's taxonomy places the organism in Eukaryota, Viridiplantae, Streptophyta, Magnoliopsida, Fabales, Fabaceae. The transcript is spliced from 2 exons. The record is from RefSeq and is a predicted model, not a curated record.